Oikopleura dioica is the source of this 5016-nucleotide messenger RNA. Lineage: Eukaryota; Metazoa; Chordata; Appendicularia; Copelata; Oikopleuridae. The record is from the annotation of a GenBank genome assembly.
AUGCUGAAAGCGUGGCCUCGCUACUACUCGAAGUCAGUUUCAGAUCCGGAGCCAAGAGUUAGAAGCCAAGCGCACAAUGUCACUUUACGCGUUCUUCAACUUUCUGGAAAGCAAUCUGCUCCUUAUUUGAAGUCGAUCAUGCCGCCACUUAUCUACGGUACGGCUGAUGAGUACUCGAUCUCUUCCACGACUUGCUCAAAAGGUCUUGAUCUGAUCUUCCCAGAUAAAAUUAAACAAGUCGUUUCGCACAUCUCAUCAGAACUGGUCAUUUACUGCUCAGAAAUGGUGCUCAAAAAACCGGAAAAGGGAUCAAUAGAUUCUGAGCUCGAAGUAAAUCGACUUAUUUCUCAAGGUCUCCGAUGCCUGGCAAGAUACAACGACACUGGAAAGACGCCGCUGGAUAUUUCAAAUUUAUUCGAUUCCAAGUCAUUCUGGAAGCUUUCUCGCCACAAAGAAGCGAGCAUCAGAUCCGGUUUCUUCGAACUAGCCGUUGCAAAACUAAAAGAAGAGGACGCAACGCAUAUCAGUGAAUGGUCAAAAUCAGUUCUCUCGAGCCUGGCGGAAAAUGAACCGAACUGCGUGAGGCCACUUUGGGCAGGAGUUUUGCUUUUGCUCAAGAAAUCCAAAAACGACUCGAGUGUUUUUGAAGCAGUGAACUUCCUGAAAGCAUUCGUCCCUGGUCUUUGGACAGUUCUCCGAGGAGGUGGUUUUGGGUGCGGAACACUCAUUUAUCCUCACAUGCUUCCACUGAUUGCAACGAUUCCGUCAAAUUUAACUGGAGGCCCUUUCUUUGAAAAUUUCUUUGGAAACUAUUUGACAGGAAUGAAAGAAAUCGAAGCAAAGAUCGAUCUGAAAGCAGCUGUUUCAGCUCUUCUGGAAUGUUUACAGUACGCGCAAGUGAAUCAAAUUAUCGAGAACUCGGCGGAAAUCGUUAGCGAUCUUCUGGUAGAAUGCAUAAAUGGCGGUUCCUGUGCUCCAGUAGAAGUGGCAAAGCCUCUUUACAACUUGAUGUCGCAGUGGAAAGCCAGCCAGAAAGACUUAUUCAACGCAUUGCUAGAAUCAGUUGAGAGCUGCUUUCAAUCUACAAUUUCUGAGUUUGCAGAAAAUCCAUCCGACAAGAACGCAGCGCGGGUAAAGAAAUGCGUUGAACUCAUCAAACACAUGGUAAAUUGUGAUCGACCAAGGGGAGUAGCGUUCAAUAGAAAUCCAGAAACAGAAAAUUCAACUCCAGAAGACUCGAAAACCUCAAGACUUCAACGCGAAAUGAUCGAUUUGGUUGGAAUACUGGUUUCAAAAUCUGAUCGACUUGAGCCUGAAUUUGCCUUGCUUCAGCUCGAAAUUAUCAUUAUACUUGCGAAAAAUGCUACCAAAGAUUUCAAAAACGCAAUCUACAACUUCCUGUACAACGAAAUCGCCGAAGAGUGCGAAGAGAAUUGCCAAGGAUUGAAAACAGAACUAGAAGAUAUUCUAGUGCGCAAUCAUGAGUUGGUCUCUUUGUGGCUUCUUCCUAAGUACAACUUAUCCCGAAAAAUAGCCGAGAAAACAGCGAAAGAAACAAUCAUAGAAGUAGCGACAGAAAAAGGCGAAGAAGCGGAUGUAGAAGAGCCUGAGAAUCAUCAAUUUCGAUUCUCAAAGCCAAAGACCAGCAUUUUCGAUGGAGUCUCAAACAUACUCCUUGAUCUUGCUCGCGGAUCCGCUUCGUCCUGCGCUUCUAUUCUCGAAGAAAUGGCGGCAGAACCGGAAUCAUUGGAGCCACUGCUCAAAGUUCUAUUCGAUGAAAUUUCAAAAGCUACUGAUGAUCAAAACAGCCAGUCGAUUGCCGAAAGUUUUACAAUGAAACUAUUCCAAAGACCGAGGAGCAGUGUCUGGCAAAAGUGCUGUGGUACGAUUUUGAAAUACAGUCACGUAAACUUGAAAGACAAGCUCAACUCAGAACUAGAACUUGCGCUAUCCGAAGUUUCGAAACUCGAUGAAAUAGUGAUGUUGACAGAAAUCCGGCUUUACGACCCUCGGGCGGAAAACGUCGCCGUCUUACCGCAAAUCGGCUCCAAUCUCGCCCGAGUUAUCUCGAUCACUUGGGACUUCGAGGAAGCGGGAUUAUCAAAUUUAAUCAACACUGCGCAUUCAAACUUGCCAGAAACCUUUGAAGUCGUCAUCAGGUGCUUCGUUUACGAACUUCUCAAGUUCUUCCACACUGAUGUUUCAACAAUGUCUUAUGCAUGCUGCAUGAGGGUUUUUGAACAACUAAAGUUCUUGUCGCAUCAAACUCUUGACGAAGACGAUAAUGAGGAGCUAUUCACCGUGGACGAAAACGUACUUGGAUUCCUAAGAGCUGUAUUUGACGAUUUAACGAUAGCGUUUAACAUGAAAAACAAUAUUUCAACCAAAAUCGCACCACUUUCAAAGAUCUUCGGUCGCGUUUAUCAAUGCCCAGACGAGAAUUUUGACUUGUGCGCGAAAGACUUGCUGCUUCUCCUGCUCAUCGAAAAGGGACUUGCCAUCCUUUCCCUCCAGUCAACACAGCUUACAAAGGAAAUCUCAUCGCUCGUCAGGGACUAUCUCAAACCUUUUAAUAAUUUCUCCGUUCAUUCACUAGACGCUUUCAAAGCCAUUCGACUCUCGAACGAGUCUUCUGUAGAAAUAUUGUCUUAUUUCAUCUACGAAAUCAAUUCUUCCAGAUCCUCUGCUGAAUCCGAAGCAUCUAAAUUUAUCAAAAAUACCGAUGGAGAAUGUUUUGGGUCAUCAGAAGAUGAGCUCGAUAUUCGGGUUUCUGAAGUGCUAACAGCAGAAAAUCUGGAGCUGGAUUCCGUGGAAGAAAACAUCGCCGUCAUUGGCCGACUCUCCGACGACCCCUCAAGAGUAAUUGGGGUACUAGCGCAAGUCGUUGAAAAUGGAAUCGAAAACUGGAAACUCGAGCAGCAACGAAAUUUAGCGAUGCUGCUGAAUGCGGCCGUCAAAUUCGCACGAAGUGAUUUGACAAAUGAACAGUGGGAUUUCGUGCUUUGCAACAUUACCAGUUGGUUGGAAAAUCUCAGCUCAAUGGAAGACACGUUUGGAAUAGAAGCACUCUGCCUCAUGAAAGAAGUUCUAGGAGUUUUGGCUACGCUGACCGAGUUUUUCAACUCUCCCGGCGCUCUUGCUGACCCAAGCUUACCGGCAGACAUGCUCGAUACCUGGAAAGAGUUCUUUGUCCCUCAGAUUUCUGGAAGCAUCCUCACCAUUUUUUUCAAACUGGUUUCAAGCAGAAAUGAUUUUCCCGAAGUCGUUCUUUAUUCGAUCAUGCAAUCUUUGAGUGACAGUAUCUCCAAAAUUGGCCUUGAUGAGUUGCAAAACUUUGAACCGACGCUGAAGCUGAGUGUGGACUACAGUGAUGUUUUGCCGGAUGAGAUUAAUUCUUUGAUCAAUCAUUCCUUCAAGUUCAUCACCGAUGAUAAUUUAUUCAUUGCUUUGACCGGCUAUCACUUUUUGAAGCUCCUGAUCCCUAAAAUCCUCGCCCUUUACGAACAGAAAGAAAAGUCACCGGAGCCACCCCGCGUUUACGUUGAAAACUCGCUCAAGAUAAUUUCUCAAAUCGACGGCGCAACCGAUUCUAAUUCAGUCAGAGCAAGCGUCCUUGCGGUUUCCAUUUGCUUGGAAAUUAUUCAAGUGUCUGGAUCGCCCAGUCAUGUUCACUUUUUCUUGGACUCGGAGCAUUGCUACCGGUUAUUGGAUCAGAUUUGGCCGCUGCUGCCGGAAGAGAAUAUUAAACCCAAGGAAAUGAUGAGAAUCGGAGGAGAAACUGCGAUAGGAUGCAGCGAGUACAAUACUCAACAAUGGUCCUUAUGGGGAGUAAACGAAAUCGCCCAACGUUGCCCCGGUGCCGUCCGUCUCUGGCAAAAAGGAUUGACAAACAGAAGCUUACAGCGUCACAUUCAGGAUUACACGCAGCAAAAUCUUUCCCAGCUUCUUGUCGCGAGAGAACUGAAGUCUGUAAAGGUGAUUUCCGGAAUCACGUGCAUUCCGUACUCGAAAUCGAGGAGUAUUUCUGCUUCUUACACGAGGGAUGAUCUGGAAGUCGAAAUUAUGAUCACGCUUCCGGUUGAUUGGCCGCUCUCUCAACCUUCUAUUCAAGGGUUGAAGUCAGUGGGCGUGAACGCUUCCGAAUGGCGAUUGUGGCUCUUUCAACUUGAGCAAGCGCUGGCAACAGGGGCUGGUCUCGCGUCUGGUCUGAGAAAAUGGUCGCAAAACCUUCACAAGCGAUUUGACGGGCUCGAAGAAUGUUACAUUUGCUACAGUAUUAUUUACGGAAAAGGUCAACAAUUACCGCGAUUACCGUGCAGAACGUGUGGCAAGAAGUUCCACAAAGAAUGUCUCUACAAGUGGUUUUCCACGACAUAUAUUAAAGCCUUGAGAUACACAUCAUUAGUGAACGAAUACACGCCCCAGCCAAAUCCAUACAAAAAAUAUGGAGGUGAUUUUCGAAAAGGAUCAUAUUGCUUGGUUGUUCUUUCAACAAUCAAUUUCAUUCUGCUGAUAAUUGACGAGUUCUGGCGAUCAAACUCGGGCUCCAGAUUGCGUAAAGUGUCAGGAAAGUUGUUCGUAAAUGUGACCCGGCCGUGCUCUUUGACAUUCUGCACAACAGUCUGGUUCUGUCUCCUUGUUAAUUUCAACAUCUCCUGGGUCAAUGGAUCGAGAUGGUUCCCCCGCUGGUACGGGCACACAAUGUAUACGUUGCCCGCUUUCUUCGCCCUUGUGGAAAGUUUUUUCGCGCCACACGACACGGAUGGUUUUGGAAAAGCGAUGAAACGAUCAUUCGGCUCCUUAGGAUUUUUCAUUCUGUGGCAAUUGAGCAUUUUAAUAUUCGAGGGUUCGGCACAGACGCCUCUUUUAAUGUCUCGCUGGUGGCAGCUAAUGUUGCUCGCGCUUGGCAUCUCUACAGUUAAUUUCAUCAUGCUUGGCAUCGGCUACAUCAUCGACUACGCAGUGCACGGCCUCCCACUCGAAGUCGAAGAAGUAGGAAGUCUCAAAGAAGAUUAG